AUGCACCGGGGACACGGAUUAUCUCCAAGAGCAAACCUCGCGACUUAUUUCCACCUCAUCUCUGGAGCUGAGCAACAGAAGAGCCUUGAGCACCACAGGCAGAUGAACCACACGACCAACGACAGUGAUGACGCACAGCAGUUCAAGAGGAGGAGGGUGUCUAAGGCCUGCGACUUUUGUCGGAGACGAAAGGUCAAGUGCAACGGCGAGAACCCAUGCAUUAACUGCUUCAAAAAUAACUUUGUCUGCAAUUACUCACUCUCCAGAAGAAAGAAGUCGACAGUGCUAUUGCUAAACAACGACAUCUACAAUGGCGAACAGCAGGUUAUUUCUGAGAAUCCUCGGGAAAAACUCCCUCUUGGGUCUCAAGGUUUUGAGCACAAUCAAAUUAGUCUUUUGACUGACCGGUUAGAUAAAAUGGAGACGUUGAUGCAAAAUAUUACUGACAAACUCAGUACUUUUAAAGAGGAUUUAAAGGAUGGAAACGCAGAUAAAAAAUAUAAUGCUAAUACUAAUUUAAAUACCAAUUCAAAUGCUAAUGACUCUAAGAAAAAAACCAAUAGAUUCAAUUUUCCUGUCCUUGAACAUGAAAACACUUCUGAAUUAUCACUCAAUAGCCCAAACAAAUAUUCACCUUUCAUUCCUGAACUUCGUCCCAAUGAAUUUAUUGGACCCCAAACAAAUUUCUCAAUUUUCAGUGCAAAGGGCAUGCAAUGGCUUCGAGAAAACCUCGGUUCAGAUGCAAAAGAAUAUCUUGAUCCCUUGAUGAAAUUGCCUAAAACCAUACACAAAGUAGUAAAAUCUCAAAUUAAAAAAUGGAGAGAACCUAUUAGCUCUGUUGAAUUAACUCCCCUUCCUGAUAAAUAUAUAACAGAUGCAUUGUUAGAACUCUUUUUAGGUGAAAAUUCCCCAAUUCCCAUCCCACUUUUAAAACAUAAAGAAAUGAAAGCGCUAUUCGAUCAGUACUAUCAAGAACAAGCUGGUAUAUAUUCAAAGAAUAAGUUAAAUUACUCUGAUUUUCUUCUAAUGAAUGUAGUUGUUACUGCAAGUUCCAGCUUACUUAUCGAUGCUAAAAAUGUCGAUGAAAACUUUAUAAAGUUUUUAAAACUUCCAGACAUACCCAUUUCAAAAUUAAAAGAACUCGAAAACAAACACCUAUUAAACUCGAUAUAUUACUUUAAUAGAAUAUCUAUUGUACCUGAUGGAAUUAGAUCGAUCCAUGGGAUACUUUUAUUAGCAAUGUACAAUGAAAUCACCUUUUCUCACAAGAUAUCCUACAUGUUGCUCUCAAUUGCUAUAAGAUUAUCUCAAGAUAUGGGACUACACAGAGCAGAAACAUACACUGGUUAUAGCGAAGCUGAAGCUUUUACUAGAAGAAUAACCUGGCUGGUCUGUUAUCAAUAUGACAAAGCUGUUUGUUUUAGAACGGGGAAACCACCAAUUGUUAAUGAUGCAGACGUUUCAUUCAAACUUGAUCUGGAUUUCACACUAGCUAUAUCUAAAUUUUAUCAAAUUGACGCGUCUCAACUUACUGAUUUCCAAAUUUCUUCUUAUUUUAAUGUACUAUACAAUAGUGAUAACACUGAUGUCGGCCGAGGGUUUUUAUUUAUAAUGGUAUUGUUGGGUAAAAUUGGAAUAAAAUCAUAUUUUAAAUUAUUCUCUGCAAGUGCUUUAGUAGGGAAAAGCCAAGAUGAAAUCGUUGAAAUAGUUGGCUCUUUAUUACAAGAACUAGAUGAUUUCCAAAAGAUACUUCCACCUCGAAUUCAAAUUGGAAACAACAUUCUUAAAAAUUUAUUUAAUAGUACCGAAAAUGAAUAUAUAAACAGCCACACUAAAAUGUUUACAGUGUUUGUUCAUUUUGUUUAUUACAACUUGGUCAUUCGUGUUAAUAAAAUUGCAAUGAGAGAUCCUUGGUCCACUAAUCUUACAGCUUCUACUAAACCAGAUCAACCAACAUCAAGCUCAUCUUCUGGAAACACUAAAAAGUUCAAUGAUAACGAAUUUUGUAAUAGGUGUUUAGAUGCCGCUAGACAAGUCUUGAAAUUAUGUUGGGGUCUUCCCCAGAGAGUAAACCAUUUAUUGUCUCUUUGUUUAUUUUUUCCCAGUAAUGCUCUAAUUCUAUUAUUCGGUUCCGUUGUUCAACAUCCUACUUCAGAAUCUGCUGCCGAUGAUUUAAACUUGAUGAUUCAAGCAUAUAUGAAAUUCUUCGCUGUUUGUCCGGAAAAAGCAAAAUUCCAAAUGGUUGAUUUGGCAGUGAGACAAUUAAUAAAAAUAGCAAUCAAAAUCUAUGAAAAAAAUAAUGGCGAUAAACCAUUUGAAAUUUGCGAUGAAGUUAAAGGUGAUUUAAACAGACCAGCUCAAGUGAUUGAUAGGUUAAUUGAGGAACGGAAACAAAGAGCACUUUCAAGCUUUCAACAAGAAAGACCGAAUAUUAAUGCUAAUAAUAAUACAAAAAAAUCGACGAAUAUUUCUGCAAUGAAUUCCAAUGCGAGAAGUGUUUCUUUGACUAAUGAUGCUAAUACUACAAUUGAUAAUAAUAACAUUUCUAAUAACAAUUUAAAUGGAAAUACUAAUCAUAAUUUAAAUAAUAAUUUCAAUGGAGCUUUUAACAAUUCAAAUGGCAAUUUUAAUAACAAUAAUCUCAAUUCAGAAAAUAUUAAUGACAAUAAUUUUAAUACUGGUGGGCAGGGGUUUUUCAUGCCCAAUAUUAAUGAAUUGAAUGAAUAUAAAAACGAAGUUGGCUCUACGACAUCAACUAGUAAUUUUGAUGAACAAUAUUUUGAUUUCAAUAACAAGACAUCUACGGAAGUUUUUGCAUUAUUUGAUUCAUUAUUUUGCUUACCAGAUUUUAUAAUAAACAAAGAUAUAAAUUGA
Ascoidea rubescens DSM 1968 is the source of this 2874-nucleotide messenger RNA. RefSeq lists its product as uncharacterized. Lineage: Eukaryota; Fungi; Ascomycota; Saccharomycetes; Ascoideales; Ascoideaceae. The coding region runs from base 1 to 2874 and encodes 957 amino acids. Gene Ontology annotation, biological process: regulation of DNA-templated transcription; DNA-templated transcription. Gene Ontology annotation, molecular function: zinc ion binding; DNA binding; DNA-binding transcription factor activity, RNA polymerase II-specific. The record is from RefSeq and is a predicted model, not a curated record. The transcript has a single exon.